GACGACACAGCAGCUUUUUUGGUUUCCCCUUCCCUUUCCCCGCGCGGUGAUCGCUGGGUUCUCCGCGAGCGAGGCAGAGCACUGCGCGUCCUCCGUGACCGCCUGGUGAUCGCUGGGGGUUCUGGACGUUGGCGUUUCAUUUGGUUGGUUGGUGGUUGGCAGCAGCCGUGGCGAGAUGGACCUGAUGCUGCCGGUGACGGUGAAGGAGGAGUGGCCGCCGGAAGAGGAGGAGGAGGAGGACGUGGACGCGGACGCGGACGCUCCGCGGCCGAUGGAGGGGCUGCACGAGGUCGGGCCACCGCCGUUCCUGACCAAGACGUUCGACCUGGUGGCCGACCCGGCCACCGACGAGGUCAUCUCCUGGGGCCGCGCCGGCAACAGUUUCGUGGUCUGGGAUCCCCACGUGUUCGCCGCCGUGCUGCUCCCCAGGUUCUUUAAGCACAACAACUUCUCCAGCUUUGUCCGCCAGCUGAACACCUAUGGCUUCAGAAAGAUCGACCCGGACAGCUGGGAGUUCGCGAACGAAGGAUUCCUGAGGGGCCAGAGGCAUCUUCUCCGGCUGAUCAAGCGUCGAAGGCCGGCGCCACCGCCGCCGUACCUCCAGGCGUCGCAGUCGCAGGGGUCGUGCCUGGAGGUGGGCCGGUUCGGAGGGCUGGACGGAGAGAUGGAGCGGCUGAGGCGUGACAAGAGCAUCCUGCUGGCGGAGGUGGUGAAGCUGCGGCAGGAGCAGCAGAGCACGCGGGCGGGCAUGCGGGCCAUGGAGGAGCGGCUGCGGCACGCGGAGCACAAGCAGGUGCAGAUGAUGGGGUUCCUGGCGCGGGCGGUGCAGAGCCCAGACUUGUUCCAGCUGCUGGCACAGCAGCAAGCCCGGCGGAGGGAGCUGGAGGGCGCGGCGCUGCUCUCCGCCGCCUCCCGGAAGCGGAGGCGGCCCAUCGGCGCCGCGCCGGCCAACGGCGGCUUGCAGCAGCAGGAGGAGGAGCAGCAGCAGGGCGACGACGACGACCCCACCGCCACGCGGGCGCUGUUCGCGGAGCUGGACGAGCGAGGGACCACGUCGGAGCUGGAGAACCUGGCGCUCAACAUCCAGGGGCUCGGCAAGCGCAGGCAGGACGGGAGCGAGAAGCAGGGUGGCCGCGCGCGGAGCCAGCAGCAGGGCGGGUUCGAGACGGCGGAGCUCACCGACGACUUUUGGGAGGAGCUGCUGAACGAAGGGAUGAAGGGCGGUGCGGAGGCUGAGACGCUGCCGCCGGAGAGGAGACGACCGGCUUGGUACGUCGACGCGCUGGCGCAGAAGUUGAGCUCCAUGAGCAAUAACACCACGGCGAAGUAGAGAUGAUCGCGUUAAUUAAUCCUAUACGACUAGUAACAGUAGCUUAAUUAUCCCUCCGACAGGGGUCAGUGAAUACUCUUAGCGAUAGCUCCAUUGUUGUAGAUUAUAGUAUAUAGGAGUGGGAUCGUGGUGGUUACACUAUGUCAUUUUGUGCAGAGUGCAGACGUGUAGUGUAUAUAGUAUUCUUGGUACCUACCCUGUGUUGUACCCAGCGCAAGUAUAUUCCACAGUC
Molecule: messenger RNA, 1562 nt
Organism: Zea mays
Lineage: Eukaryota; Viridiplantae; Streptophyta; Magnoliopsida; Poales; Poaceae
Exons: 2
Coding region: 176-1330 (384 amino acids)
Biological process (GO): regulation of transcription by RNA polymerase II; cellular response to heat
Cellular component (GO): nucleus
Molecular function (GO): RNA polymerase II cis-regulatory region sequence-specific DNA binding; DNA-binding transcription factor activity
Source: RefSeq, marked provisional